GCUGUAUAGUGCUUACGGAAGUUGUGCAACAUAGAUUUGAAUAUUUUUUGAGGGCGUCGCGUUAGCUACUGACACUAUAACAUGUGUUAUAUUGUAUUUUUUGUGUUUACGCUUGUAGGUUAGCUGUUAGGGCAACGCUACACAUCUAGCAUGUGAGCUCAUCAAGACUGUUCCUUUACUAUGAGCGCCCUAUUAAUCCAGCCGUCGGAGUCGAGCACAGCAUGCAGGUCACUACCUGGAGAGGGGAAUCAGGUGCAACCCAAAGCACCUCUCCUGCAGAUUCUGCGUGUGGCUGGAGCCCAGGAAGAUGUCUUCACACUCAAAGAGGUGAUGCACUACUUGGGUCAGUACAUCAUGGGAAAGCAGCUGUAUGAUAAACAGAGGCAGCACAUUGUCCACUGCCAAGAUGAUCCUUUGGGAGAACUGCUGGAAGUGGAGAGUUUUUCUGUCAAAAACCCCAGCCCAGUGUAUGAGAUGCUCAAGAAAUACCUGGUUGUACUUAGUUGUGCUGACGCUGCAGAGAAUCUUUCUGUGAGCCGUGAAUGUGUUGAGGGCGGAGUGGAGGAUCACGGUCAGGCGUGUGGGGGUGUGGUCAAAGCUGGGCUGGAGGCUGGCAGUGAUGGGCCCCUCCUGCAGACACCCUCCCAGAGACGACCCCGAGAAACAGAUGAGGACUCCUUUGAAGACCUGCCACGUUCAGCCUGCAAACGGCCCAAACUGGAUGUAACUCUUGAUGAGUGGGAUCUCUCCGGCUUGCCGUGGUGGUUUCUUGGCAAUCUUCGGAGUAACUACAGCCGGAGGAGCAACGGCUCCACCGACAUUCACACAAAUCAACUGUCUCAUGCACAGGAGGAGGAUACGGCUAUUGUGUCAGACACCACAGACGACCUCUGGAUCCUGACUGAGGGCGAGAGUGAACAGGUGAGCGUGGAGAUGAAAGAAGCAGUGCUGGAAGAAGGGAGUGGAGGAGAAGGAGAGACACCGCCUGAAGAUGAUGGAUUGAAGGAGGAGAAGGCAGAUCGAGAUAUGCAGGAGGAGCCAGAUGAAGACUCUCAGUGUCUGAGUGAUGACACUGAUACAGAGCUCUCCAUUCAGGAUGCAUGGCAGUGCACAGAAUGCAGGAAAUUUAACACACCCCUCCAGAGGUACUGUGUUCGCUGUUGGGCCCUACGAAAGAACUGGUAUAAAGAUGUUCCCCGUCUUGUUCAUUCCCUUUCUGUUCCCGACAUCCCGGCAUGCAGCUCCAUCCUCACACAUAAUGAGGAGGAUGACAGUGACACGGGCAUCGAUAUCCCAGACUGCAGCAGGACGGUAUCUGACCCCAUCAUUCUGCCCUCCCACUCCACAGCUGACAGACCACUGCAUGCUGUGAUUACUGGGAAGGGCAAAUUGCCUCGAUUGUCUGCCUUGCCAAAACAUGAGCAGCUUUCAGGAGGAGAGAGUCAGGAAAGUCUUGGCAUGGAGGUAGAAAUUAAGCCCGAGGCACUGCUGGAGCCAUGCAAGUUAUGUCAAGUGCGUCCACGUAAUGGAAAUAUUAUACACGGACGCACAGCUCACCUGCUAACCUGCUUUCCAUGUGCUCGGAGGCUACACAAGUUCAAGGCUCCUUGUCCAGGAUGUGGAAAAGUCAUUCAGAAAGUUAUUAAGAUAUUUGUCCUCUAAAAUGGCGCGCACACACACACCAAACAGACUGCGAGUUCAGUAAAUAACAUUUUGAAAUACAUUGGACCAUAUGGCUGUAUACAUUCUGAUCUAAAACCUCUCCUCACAGUAACUUGGGCCUUAAAAUCCACACAUUGACACGAGUAUAGCACUUGGUUAAUCCUUCCCUUCAGGUCGGUUAAUGCUGACUGGUGCAAGCAUUCGUAUGAGCCUGCUAGUUGAAAAGUAGAUACGCAAAACGAAGUGUCGACUUUCUGGAAUUGGCCGAUGACACCAAGCAAUUUAUUUGAACAUUUAAAUAGUUCUGUACUGGAUGUGUGUAUAGAGAGUGAGCACUGAAAUGUAAAAUUGUACCUUGACAUUGCUUUGAUGUGGUUGUAUAUUGAAGCAGAA
Molecule: messenger RNA, 2055 nt
Organism: Thalassophryne amazonica
Lineage: Eukaryota; Metazoa; Chordata; Actinopteri; Batrachoidiformes; Batrachoididae
Gene: mdm4
Product: MDM4 regulator of p53
Exons: 11
Coding region: 181-1662 (493 amino acids)
Biological process (GO): protein ubiquitination; negative regulation of apoptotic process; regulation of cell cycle
Cellular component (GO): nucleus
Molecular function (GO): ubiquitin-protein transferase activity
Source: RefSeq, a predicted model, not a curated record